CGCAAUUGCCGAAAGGCUGUUCAUUAAGGGAAUGGCAGUUGAGGUGCAAAUAUUAUUAUAUAAGCUUAGAUCUUCAUAUUUUAUAACAAAAAUGUCAUGGAAACAUACACUUAUUAUUUAAAAAAAUAAUCGAAAUGGGAUUUAAUUACCUGAUGGUCCUUGUGUUGCUGUUUGCUCUUCUGAACCCAAUGGAGUGUUUGUCCAUAAGAAAAGAAGUAAGGACAUUGGGGAAGAGUAUCAAGAAUGCUGUCAAAAAAGUUGGGAUUGCAAUAAAGGAGGAUGUCAAGUGUCUAGUCCUAUAUCGCGUCGUCUGCCCCCAAUUCCACGGGCCGACUAAAACGGCUAUAGACGCUGGUGCUGGCGGGAAUGGUUCACUUGCAGUAGGCGCCAACGUCCUCGUUGGUGCAUACCCCUGUCGAGUUCAGCGGACGAAUUGCAAAAGAAGUGUUGAAAACGACAUGGCAGUGCUGGCGUUCUCAGACGACUUAAGUGACUACGAUAUGAACGGAAACAAACGUAUUGAAUAUGAGGAGUUUGUAUCUACCGUCAUGAGGUCAGUGGGGUUGGCUGAUCCACUAGAGCUGAGGGGACCGUUUAACUUCGCAGACUUGAAUCGGGAUGGAGAACUUAACAUAAAGGAGUUCAAUGGGGCGCCUUUCCUCUUUGCCCACGCAAACUCUCAUCAAUUUAUAAAAGACGAUUCGGUAGAAACUACCCAUCCUUUGGAAGUCAGCAUUGCUGCAUAAUUAUAAAUAUGUCUAUUAGAAUGUAUAUUUAUUCAUUGCCUUCAUGUCUUAUAAAAUUGAUAAAUUUUAUUAUGUCUCGAUAAAUGUAAGCAAAACAUGAUUAAGAAUCUUAUUUGAUUCAGUAGUAUUGUAUGCUUAAGCUUUAUUUUUCGAAACAAAAAAUGGUAUGUCAUUGUUAUCUCCAAAUAUUGUCCCAAGCAUCAAUAAUUAUUAUGCCAUGGAAACUACAAGGACAAGACCAGUAGCCAACACUUACUUAGCGAAGGUUGUACGAGAAUUUUCCUAUUGGAUAAUAUUAUUGUAGUGAAUUUUCUUCAUCAUAUAGUUGACCAAAACAAUACUGAAUACUUGGUAUUUUAUUUGUUAUUGUUUUCUUCAAUAAAUAUGAAACUGA
Molecule: messenger RNA, 1140 nt
Organism: Mya arenaria
Lineage: Eukaryota; Metazoa; Mollusca; Bivalvia; Myida; Myidae
Exons: 5
Coding region: 135-746 (203 amino acids)
Source: RefSeq, a predicted model, not a curated record